AUGAUCUGGGCCUCGGAUCAAGACACGUACUCUUGGAGCGCACAUGAAGCUCUACUUGGCAAAACGCUCAAGUCAAACAGUCAAGUAGCCCUUCAAACCGACUCUGCCUUGCUUAAGGAACUCUCUGUUAAAGCCGUCAACAAAGGUCUGAAUCAACAAUGUUACCGGGGUACGGAAUGUGUCGAUCUCAGCAACCCUCAGGUCAAUUGCGAGGCUGGUUAUACUCUCGUGGGAUAUGACAAGUCCAAAUGCAGAAAGUCUGCAGAUUAUUAUGGUAUGCCAAUCUGUUGUGCGACGUCUUCAAAACCAUCUUCUUGCACAUGGCGAGGCAGUGGUGGAGACUGCGAUGGACAAUGCCAUGAAAACGAAGUGACUCUUUUCACGUCCUCAACUGGAGGUGGAGACUAUGAUGGCUUCAAAAGCCAAUCUGGCACGAAGAAAUGUUCUCGUGGCAAGAAAGCUUUCUGCUGUACAGAUGAUCAAUUCGACGACCUGACAGCAGAUUGCUAUUGGACUGGCUGUAACGGCAAAUGUGCCAGUGGUGAGACCAGCGUCGCAACCGCAAGCAACCUUUACGAUAAGUGUACUAUCUUCCAUCAUUCAAUGCACUAUUGCUGCAAGACAUCGCCUGCUCCUUUGACGGACUGUCACUGGGUGGGAAAAGGUGAUUGUGCAGACAACCGAUGCAGUAGUUCUGAAGUCACGCUAGCAACGAAUGGUCAAGGCGACUCUUUUUCGAGCUGCAACUGGUGGCGCAAGAAGGCUCUCUGCUGUACCCCUGGAACGUCUGCGGCGGCUGGAUGUCAAGAUGUUGACCCCUGUGAUCUCGACUCGACGCUGUGUACAGACUAUAAUGACGAGUAUGGCACCAGUCUCAGCAAGCGUGAUUUGCUCCCUGGAUGGGCAGAUCUCGAGGGAGACCUUGAAUACGAUGGAUUAUACAAUGGGACCUACUUGGACCUCAUCGAGAGGGAGCUCAUGUUUGACGAUGAUGAAGAAGAGACGCACACGCUUGAAAAACGAGCCGCUCCAAGAAGAGAAAUGCCCGUGAGAUUUAUGCUUAAAGGCAUUGAAAAAGUCGUCACAAUGUUGUCAAUGUCUUAUCCUUCGAAUGGAGAGUUGUUCAAAGGCAAGCGAGGGAAAGAGGUCCUUCAGAAGGCCAUGGUUUUGGCAUCACAAUCUUGUGGAUCAUGUGCUAUAUCCGCCAUUGAUCCCAGCUCUGCUUCAAAAUGUGACACGGAGCAUAUUGUGGAUCUUCAAUAUAUCCCACAGCUCUUCACCACAGCCCUUAGUGGGGUUCUCCCUACAGGAAAGAAAAUGGCCUCUUCUAUAAUCAACCAAGCUGACUUCCUGAAAUACGCCAGGGACGCAGUUUCGGACCUUGCCAAGGCAGGAAAGAUUUCCAGCGGCGAUUCUUCCAUCAUGAAUGAUCGUCUUUUCAAUGCAAUUGGAUCCACCACAAAUCGUCUCGGCUUGAUCCGUACAGCUACUAAUGUGAAUCUGUACAAGGGUCGGGUUUUCGAUUUUUUGGAUGAUUCUAACUUCGAGUUCACUGGCUCAAUUAAAAGUGUUAUCGAGUUGAAGAAGUGGCAGAAGAUUCUGAACACCGCGGUAAAAUAUGGCACGUCAGAAGACCAGCUUCUCGAUCCGAUCCGUAUGACUAUCGCGGUGUGGGUGUACCUCAACAAUGCGCAAGUCCUUGCACGACUCAAUCAAGUUCGUCAAAACAUCUAUACUGAGACGAAGAAUGUCGCAACCUAUGUGCCGGGUAUGACCAGUUUGCCAUCGAUUAUGAAAGAAUUCGAUAAAGCCUACUUCGAGCAUGCAGCGGCCGAGUCAUUAAAAUGGACAGAAGCACGCAUCGCAGCGGUUUCUUCUGCAUACACGAAUACUCUGAUUGUCCCUGGGAACUCGGAGAUUGUGAAGUCCACCCUCAACCUUCUUUACAACAACUUGAAUGAGAUCAAAACUCCCGAUUUAGAUUCUUUAGAUUAG
Molecule: messenger RNA, 1995 nt
Organism: Penicillium hordei
Lineage: Eukaryota; Fungi; Ascomycota; Eurotiomycetes; Eurotiales; Aspergillaceae
Exons: 2
Coding region: 1-1995 (664 amino acids)
Source: RefSeq, a predicted model, not a curated record